Hyla sarda is the source of this 4586-nucleotide messenger RNA. RefSeq names its product myosin IIIB (gene MYO3B). Gene Ontology annotation, cellular component: myosin complex. The record is from RefSeq and is a predicted model, not a curated record. NCBI's taxonomy places the organism in Eukaryota, Metazoa, Chordata, Amphibia, Anura, Hylidae. Gene Ontology annotation, biological process: protein phosphorylation. Bases 16 to 4053 code for a protein of 1345 amino acids. Gene Ontology annotation, molecular function: ATP binding; cytoskeletal motor activity; protein binding. The transcript is spliced from 37 exons.
GAGAGAAGCUUAGAAAUGGCAGAUGACAGGUUUAUUAGCUUUCCUCUGCCAAGAAGAAGGAGCUGGCAGCGCGGCGCCGUUAUGUCAGAAUCUGAGCCCACAGCAAGUCCCCAGCAGCCGAGAACAGGGAAGUCAUUGUUUGGCCUCUUCCCUUAUCCAAAUAUGAUUGGACUUGAGUCGCUGGAGGACCCAACUGAUACCUGGGAGAUUAUUGAUACAAUAGGGAAAGGGACCUAUGGGAAAGUUUACAAAGUCAGCAACAAGAAAGAUGGAAGUCUGGCAGCAGUGAAGAUCUUGGACCCAAUCAGUGAUGUAGAUGAGGAGAUUGAGGCAGAGUACAAUAUUCUGACAUCACUUCCGAAUCACCCAAAUGUCGUAAUGUUUUAUGGAAUGUAUUACAAAGCCGAUCAAUAUGUUGGUGGACAGCUGUGGCUCGUUCUAGAGCUGUGCAAUGGAGGAUCUGUUACAGAUCUUGUGAAAAGCAUCCUCAACUGUGGGCAACGUUUGGACGAGGCCAUCAUUUCAUAUAUCCUAUAUGGAGCAUUAUUGGGUCUCCAGCAUUUGCACAAUAAUAGAAUCAUCCAUCGUGACGUGAAAGGGAACAAUAUACUUCUGACAACAGAAGGGGGAGUCAAGCUGGUUGACUUUGGAGUGUCUGCACAGCUCACCAGUGCUCGCCUGCGCAGGAACACGUCUGUGGGUACACCAUUCUGGAUGGCACCGGAGGUCAUAGCCUGUGAGCAACAGUAUGAUUACUCCUAUGAUGUCCGCUGUGAUGUUUGGUCCCUCGGGAUCACGGCCAUCGAGCUGGCAGACGGAGAUCCGCCUUUGUCUUCCUUGCAUCCAGUGAAAGCGCUCUUCAAGAUCCCGAGAAACCCUCCACCUACAUUACUUCAUCCAGGACAAUGGUCUAGAGCAUUCAGCCACUUUAUUGCACAGUGUCUUAUUAAGGAUUUCGAGAAGAGGCCAUCCGUCAUCCAUCUGCUGGAGCACCCGUUCAUCAGACAGGCCCAUGGUAAAGACACAGCCUUACAGAAACAGCUGGCCAACCUCAUCUACACGCAACAGCAGUCCGGGUCUAUUGCUAAAACAAGGUAUGAAAGGAUGAACACCAGGAGGCCAUAUGUGCUGCACACCAAGCAGAACGCCUGUCUGGAUGAUGACUUGGUCAACCUGGCAGUUCUAGAUGAGGAAACUAUAAUACAUCAGUUACAAACCCGGUUUGCGGAUUUACAGAUCUAUACCUAUGUUGGGGAUAUUUUAAUAGCUUUAAAUCCAUUCCAGAAUCUCAGUAUUUAUUCUCCACAGUUCUCCAAGCUUUAUCAUGGAGUAAAACGUGCCUCAAACCCUCCGCAUAUAUUUGCCACAGCAGAUGCAGCAUAUCAGGGAAUGGUGACUUUCAGCAAAGAUCAGUGCAUUAUUAUCAGCGGGGAGAGCGGUGCCGGCAAGACAGAAAGUGCUCAUUUGAUUGUGCAACAUUUAACCUUCCUGGGAAAGGCGAAUAAUAGGGCACUGCGAGAAAAGAUUUUACAAGUUAACCCUUUGGUUGAAGCCUUUGGAAACGCCUGCACUGUUAUCAAUGACAACUCCAGUCGCUUUGGGAAAUAUCUAGAAAUGAUGUUCACACCCACAGGGGCAGUCAUGGGUGCAAAAAUCUCUGAAUAUCUGUUGGAAAAAUCCCGGGUCAUUAAACAAGCCAUGGGUGAGAAGAAUUUUCAUAUAUUUUAUUACAUAUAUGCUGGUCUUUAUCAUCAUAAAAAGCUUUCAGAGUACAGUCUUCCGGAGAAAAAGCCUCCAAGAUACAUUGACAGUGAAACAGGUUCAGUCAUGCAAGAUAUUAUCUCCAAGGAAUCAUACAGAAGACAAUUUGCUGCAAUCCAACAUUGCUUUAGGAUUAUAGGAUUUAGUAAUGACGAAGUCCAUUCAGUGUAUAGAGUUUUGGCCGGAAUUCUGAACACCGGGAACAUUGAGUUCACUGCCAUAUCCUCCAAACACCAAACUGACAAAAGUGAAGUCCCGAAUGGAGAAGCCUUAGCAAAUGCUGCUGCCCUACUUAGCAUUGGUGCAGAAGAGCUGCAGGAGGCCCUAACCUCACAUUGUGUAGUAACAAGAGGGGAGACCAUUAUCCGCACCAACACUGUAGAUAAGGCAGCUGAUGUCCGAGAUGCCAUGUCCAAAGCUUUGUAUGGGAGGCUUUUCAGCUGGAUUGUGAACCGCAUCAACACCCUCCUCCAGCCUGACAAAAAUAUAUGCAAUGCGGAGAGUGGCAUGAACGUGGGCAUUCUAGAUAUUUUUGGAUUUGAAAACUUCAAACGAAAUUCUUUUGAACAGCUUUGCAUUAACAUUGCCAAUGAGCAGAUCCAGUUUUAUUUUAAUCAGCAUAUCUUUGCUUUAGAGCAGAUGGAAUAUCAGAGUGAGGGGAUAGAUGCUGCACUGGUGAAGUAUGAGGACAAUCGACCUCUGUUAGAUACCUUUCUUCAGAAACCCAUGGGGCUUUUGUCUCUGCUGGAUGAAGAGAGCAGAUUCCCACAAGCAACAGACCAGACUUUAGUUGAUAAAUUUGAAGAUAAUCUCAGAUGCAAAUACUUCUGGAGGCCAAAAUGUGUGGAGCUUUGUUUCGGCAUUCAGCAUUAUGCUGGAAAGGUCCUCUAUGAUGCUUGUGGUUUUCUCGAGAAGAACAGAGAUACGCUGCCGGCUGACAUUGUUGUCCUGUUAAGAACAUCAGAAAAUAAACUUCUUCAGCAGCUGUUCUCAAGUCCAUUGACUAAGACAGGGAAUCUGGCUCAGUCAAGAGCACGGGUGACAGCGGCUUCAAGAUCUUUACCUCCUCAGCUCAAUGCAGGCCGUAUUAAGGUGGAUACAAUGGAAAAGAUGAGGCAUCCGGAAGAAACAACAAACAUGAAAAGACAGACUGUGGCUUCUUAUUUUAGGUAUUCCCUUAUGGACUUAUUAUCCAAAAUGGUGGUUGGGCAGCCUCAUUUUGUUCGCUGCAUCAAACCAAAUGAUGACCGAGAGGCAAUGAAAUUCUGUCGGGAAAGGGUGCUCAUGCAACUACGCUACACAGGGAUCCUGGAAACUGUCAAUAUUCGAAGACAGGGAUAUUCACAUCGCAUUUUAUUUGAGGAGUUCUUAAAAAGGUAUUAUUAUCUCGCAUUUAAAGCAAAUCAGAAUCCUCCGCCAACAAAAGAAAGUUGUGCUGCAAUUCUAGAAAAAGCUAAGCUUGAAAAGUGGGUUCUUGGAAGAACUAAGGUUUUCCUGAAAUACUACCAUGUGGAACAGCUAAACCUCUUGCUGCGGGAAGUGAUUGGACGGGUAGUAGUCAUGCAGGCCUAUACGAAAGGAUGGCUUGGUGCAAGAAGAUAUAAGAAAGUUAAAGCGAAGAGAGAAAAGAGUGCUACCUGUAUUCAGGCCGCAUGGAGAGGAUAUGAUAGUCGCAAGAAAUUCCAGGAACUAAGAAGCAGACGAAAUGAAGCUGCUGUUAUUAUUCAAGCAGCUUUUAAAGGUUAUGUUGCCAGAAAGAAUUAUAUUAUACUGAAGGACUGCAAACCAGUUACAUUCACAGAAGGAUCACUAGGCAGGACAUGUGCCAUUUACAGCAAUGGACAAUGGCGAGAGAAUGGUGACACGGCUGGUUUCACAGAGUCAGACAGCCCGGACCGGCAGUCGGAGAAGGAUUAUGAUGUCUUAAACAUACAUGAUGCAGGCAACAUGCGUGUGGACAAAGGUAGACAGCAUUGUAAUAUUUUUGAACCUCGCAGAAAUACAGGCCCAGGACAUUUUUAUGAAAAAAACUUGAGGACAACAAGAAGACGUUGUCAACAGCCUAAAACAUUGAACAGUCCUGAGGACAAUCUGUACUACAACCAAAUUAAUGGAACACUGGAAUAUCAAGGGAGCAAGCGGAAGCCGAGAAAACUUGGCCAAAUCAAAGUUUUAGAUGGAGAAGACGAAUAUUAUAAACUAUUAUCAGCUGUUGACUCAAUACCUGAAGAGGACCUGUCAGUCUGCUCUCCAUUGAUGGGGAAGGGAGAAAGGUUUUUUGCCUCUAGCUAAAGUUCUGUACAUUUACCUGGACUCACUCAACAAAGCCUUCCUUUCAGAGUGAUUUUUAAUAUACUGCGUUUGAUCUACUGUUGCCACGUGGAGAUAAGAAUGAAAGCUAAGACGUUUGAAAAAUUGGCUUCUAACCAAAGCCAUCAAAUCACUAAGUAGUUGACUGCACACAAACUAAUAGAGAGGUCUGAUUGAGGCGUAGCAUGUCUCAGCAUCUGAAAGCGAAAUGAAUUGAUGUGCUCUAAGAGCUACUUGUGGAGACCUACUUGUAAGGGGACUCGGAGGUCGCUAGUUAAUCUGAGGCAAGGUCAUUUGCACAAAGUCUGAACAUGACUACAGCUGAAAGUGUCCCAUAUUAUCUAGGUUGAAUGUUCUUUUGGCUGUAAUGUUCUUACAAAUAUAAAAUAGAUCAGAAAUAUUCUUUUCUCUUGCUACAAUACACUGGAGAUAGCGAGUGCUGUACUCAGGUUUCUCCAGUGCGUCCAUUGACAAUGCAUAGAGCAUGUGCCGUUUACCGCUCCAUGCAGCGGGGA